Carya illinoinensis is the source of this 929-nucleotide messenger RNA. RefSeq lists its product as uncharacterized. Lineage: Eukaryota; Viridiplantae; Streptophyta; Magnoliopsida; Fagales; Juglandaceae. The transcript is spliced from 5 exons. Bases 114 to 653 code for a protein of 179 amino acids. The record is from RefSeq and is a predicted model, not a curated record.
UUCGAUGUAUACCAUAAACCCUAGACCUCAAAAUUUACAGGUCGAAGAAGAAAUCCGUAACACAGCCAAGGUGAAGAAAUCAGAGAGAGAGAGAGAGAGAGAGAGUUAUAUAGAUGUCUUCGGAUAGAGAAGGGAGCGAUUCUGACGCACCUGAGGAAUUCACAGCCGAUCAGGGAAGACAAUUACUUUCGGAGAUACGAAAAGUUGAGAAAGAAAAUAAGGCCAGGGUUGUUCGUGAAGGAAAAGAAAGAAGAAGACUAUGGGCCCAAAAGUUAACACCACGACCCUCUCGAAAAGGUGAGAUUGUCCAAGAUGAAGUGGGAGAUGAAACACAGCAAGAGUCUAAGGGCAAUGAGGGGAUGCUUCCAGAUGACAUUGUCAAAGUGAUUGUAGCUCGUGAGAAAAUAGUUUUCUCAUCAGACUCAGAGGAAGAGAAGACUGAGGUAAACCCCACCAAAAGAAAGAAAAAAUCCAAAACCUCGGGGGUAGAACCUGUUAUUUUGAAGGACAUGGGUCCUUCCCAAUGCUUGCAGAAUUCCUUAGAGUUCUUGAAGAACAGAAAAAUGCAGGUUCCAAGGUCAUCGGCAGUCUUGAACAAUUCCAGCCAAGCAUUGCGUCUUCUUUCCAGUUCUGGCUUGAUUUGUAAGAAAUGAGAGUUAGGAUGUCAGUGUGUAAUUCUCAUGCUGUACGGGUGAUAUAGUUAUGUCUACCUUUUUCUCCGCACUGUGCAUUGUUCUGAGGAACAGUUCAAACCGCAAUUUUGGUGCAAAUUUCAAUUUUGUGUUAGUAAUCAAUCACAUUGCUUAACAUAGUGGGAUGGUAUCUCGUGAGAGAUUGUAUCUUUUGCCUAAUUUGAAUAUUGAGAUGGGAUGGAGAAUAUGAGAAAUCCACCAAAAGGCACUACGUGUAGGCCUAAAGGAUUCCACGAA